This is a messenger RNA of Setaria italica (foxtail millet), 2284 nucleotides long. Its product is annotated as zinc finger BED domain-containing protein RICESLEEPER 2. The transcript has 3 exons. The coding region runs from base 700 to 2130 and encodes 476 amino acids. NCBI's taxonomy places the organism in Eukaryota, Viridiplantae, Streptophyta, Magnoliopsida, Poales, Poaceae. The record is from RefSeq and is a predicted model, not a curated record. Gene Ontology annotation, molecular function: DNA binding; protein dimerization activity.
GCCGACGUGCGCGCGCUCGGCGGCUGCUUGCGCUUCUGGCGCACCACCUGCGACGCCGACUGCGUCUGGGAGCACCUCUUCCGCUGCCGCUGGCCGGCCGCCGCGGCGGAAGUGGCGGUGGCGUCCCGUGUGCAGUUAUGGACCUGUUGGAUGAGCAUAUCAGUGAUGAUACGCAAGCAGGGGCUGCUUCUAUUGGUCAAUCCAGAUUCAGAAAUAAGAUAGCUAAGCUGUGGGAUGAUUACAAGCCUGUGUGCGAAAACGGAGUGGUUGAUAGAGUGGAAUGCCGAUACUGCCAUGUUCACUUGAGCUGUCAAAGUGACUCUUUGUAUCAACACCAGGAAAUCUGCCCAGGGAAGGAGAGAUUGGCUACAAGCCAGCAGCAACAGGAUGCAGAGUUUUGAUAUGAUUCAUAUGGUGGCAUUAACUUGGUAGCUCAUAGUGACAACAAAAAAAUCAGGUCAAUGGUAUGGAAAGAUUUUAUACCAUUAUAUGUUGAGGGGAGGAUCCAGGAAGCUGCAUGCGUCCAUUGCCACAAGCGACUCAGUGUGGAUAAAAGUAGAAGACAACUAAACUGACAUAGUCAGACUUGUCCAGCCCAUGGUAGAACUAGCGUAAAUCUUCAGAAAAGAGUUUUUUCCCAGUCCAGUGAACCAAGUUCCAAGUCUAGGCUUCAGGAUGAGCUUUCACCUGCCUUGACAAAUGGUAUGGUUCAGAUUGCAAAGUAUGCUAGCAAGUUCCUCAAGGGCAUCACAUCGGGUUUCCUUAUCAGCUUAUUUGUGGACUCCUCAUGGAGCUGAGGCCUCAGUGAAGUAUCUCUGUUUGACAGUGCAUUUUAUUGAUUCAGACUGGAAACUUCAAAGGAGAAUCAUCAAGUUUGGUCUGUUUCAGCCACUCACUAAUUUGGAUAGGAUGAUACAAUUUAGUGAGGUUACUAUACUAGAUUCUGAGAGUGGGCCAUUUAACAUCAUAUGGGAAGCUAUAAGAGACUGGAAUCUUGAUCAGAAGCUUUUCAGCUUGACAUGUGUCAGCGAAAUUAGAAACGAUGAGCGUACCUCAAAGCUCAAGGACUUCCUCGGUCAAAGGAAAUGCCUUCCUAUUGGAGGUGAGUUAUACAAUAUUGCUUGCGUGGAUGAUGUGCUUAACAACAUUGUUUCAAAGGGGCAACCACUGCUUCAUCUCGUUGCUGAUAUACUAGAGAGAUUUAUUCAGGUACAUAUGUCCACAGCGCUUACUCAAGAGCUACUUAUAGAAGUAGUUACGCAUAUGGGAUUGAAAUGCCCCCAAGAAGAUGCAAAGUGGUGGCACAAAAUUUACUUUGGGCUCGAAGUUGUGUUGCAUUUCAAGAAAACAUUUUCCUCUCAAGAUUUCUUAUCUGCAGAAGACACUAAAACUGUUGAGUCUGCUUGCAAGAUAUUAAGGGCUUUUUAUCAUGCCAUUGAAGUAGUUUCGGGUCCUGUCUGUUCCACAGCAAAUAGGUACUUCAAUGAACUGUGGAUAAUUAGGACAACCUUGGAAGAAGAAUCAUCUACAAAUCAUACUGAACUUGCUGGCUUGGUUUGGGAGAUGCAGGAAGCAUUCGACGAGUAUUGGCAGAAUUCAUACUUGUGGUUGUCAGUACCUGUUGUUCUUGAUCCCAGAUUCAAACUUACUCUUAUCGAGUUCUGUCUGAAACAAGCUUUUGGCACUGACACAGCAAAGUGUGUGUCUGCUGUACGUGAUACAAUCCGGGAGCUGUUGCUUGAAUAUUGCAGUGCAUUAGAUAAACCAAGUGUUGAGAUAUCAAAUUCUGUUGUUCAAGUGGGUGGAUUUUACAGGGAUACAUUGGAAGAUUGGGAUAAAUACAUUUAUGAGCAGACAAGGACCCUAGCGUUGAUAGAACUUAAGAACUACCUUGAAGAUGGACUUGUUCCAAGGAAGGAUGAUUUUGAUAUUCUGAACUGGUGGAUGAGUAAUCCUACAAGUUAUCCAAUCCUCUCAAUUGUGGCACGUGACGUCCUGGCAAUUCCUGCUUCUGCUAUGCAUGGUGAGGCAGCAUUAAGCAGCGAGGGACCGGUGAUUCAUAAGCAAUGGAGCACAUUGAAUAUCAAAACAAUUGAGGCUCUCGUAUGUAUGCGAGAUUGGAUUAAAUAGAAUGGUAAAGUCUUCAUUUUGGUUGUUCUAUUGGUUUCCUUAGUUGCUUAUAUAAGGUUGUAAAUCAUGUGUUUGUGUUUUUGGCGGGCAGCCUAUAUUUUGUAUUUUAAUUAUCAACUUUUCUUUAUAGUGCACAAUUGAAAUGUAACACUUG